GAAAAAUUAAUUAAAAUGAAAAAAUCAAUUUUUAAAAAAUAUAUUUUAAUAAAUAUUAUUUACAAUUCUUUAAUUAACCUUCCUACUCCAAUUAAUAUUUCUAUUUGAUGGAAUUUUGGAUCUUUACUAGGCUUAUGUUUAAUAAUUCAAAUUAUUUCAGGAUUCUUUCUAUCCAUACAUUAUUCCCCAAAUAUUAUUAUAGCAUUUGAUAGUAUUAUUCAUAUUAUUCAAGAUGUUAAUUAUGGGUGAUUAAUUCGAUUAGUGCAUAUAAAUGGAGCAUCUUUUUUUUUUAUUUGUAUAUUUAUCCAUAUUGGUCGAGGUUUAUAUUAUAACUCUUUUGUUAUAGUAAUAACAUGAAUAAUAGGAGUACUAAUUUUUUUACUUACUAUAGCUACUGCAUUUAUAGGAUAUGUUUUACCUUGAGGACAAAUAUCAUUUUGGGGGGCCACAGUAAUUACUAAUCUAGUUUCUGCUAUUCCUUAUAUUGGAGAAUAUAUUGUUAUAUGAUUAUGAGGAGGGUUCUCUGUUAAUAAUGCCACUUUAAAUCGAUUUUAUUCAUUUCAUUUUAUUUUACCUUUUAUCGUAAUAAUAUUAGUAAUUAUUCAUUUAGUUUUUUUACAUGAAUCUGGUUCAAGAAAUCCUAUAGGAUUAAAUAGAAAUAUAAAUAAAAUUUCUUUUAGUCCUUAUUUUAUUAUUAAAGAUUUAAUUGGAUUUAUUAUUAUAUUAACCUUUUUAUUAAUAAUUUGUUUAAUAAAUCCAUAUAUUUUAUCCGAUCCAGAAAAUUUUAAUAUGGCUAAUUCUAUAAUUACUCCCAUUCAUAUUCAACCUGAAUGAUAUUUUUUAUUUGCUUAUGCAAUCUUACGAUCUAUCCCCAAUAAAUUAGGAGGAGUAUUAGCACUAUUAAUAUCAAUUUUAAUUUUAUUGAUUUUACCUUUUAAUAAAAUUUAUAAAAUAAAGGGAUUUAAAUUUUACUAUUUUAAUAAAAUUAUAUUUUGAAUAUUCAUUAGUUUAUUUAUUUUACUUACUUGAAUCGGAGCUCGACCAGUUGAAGAUCCUUAUAUCUUAAUUGGACAAUUACUAUCAAUAAUAUAUUUUUUAUAUUUUUUUUUAAGGCCAAUAAUUGCAAAACAAAUAGAUUUAAUACUAUAUAAUUAAUUAUUUAGCUUAUCAAAGUUUAUGACUUGAAUUCAUAAGAAAGAAGUAAAUUCUUCUAAUAAUUUAAUUAACAAUACCUAUAUUUAUAUCUUUAUUUAUUAUAGUAUUAAAUCUUUUUCCAUCCGCACCGUCGACUUCGAUCACAAAUCGACGGGACGAGUGGAGAGAGUGAGCCAGAGUUGACGAGUAGUAUCAAAUGUUGUUCAGUCAAAACUUACGAGUGGUUUCGAAACGCUACCAAUUUCGUACCAAUCUUGAUUCAACCGUUCCCGACACAACGGCUGCUACUAUCCCGAUCGAGUGAACCUCGAACGUCCGGAAUCUCUGCCACUUCCCCAUCCGCACCGUCGACUUCGAUCACAAAUCGACGGGACGAGUGGAGAGAGUGAGCCAGAGUUGACGAGUAGUAUCAAAUGUUGUUCAGUCAAAACUUACGAGUGGUUUCGAAACGCUACCAAUUUCGUACCAAUCUUGAUUCAACCGUUCCCGACACAACGGCUGCUACUAUCGCGAUCGAGCGAACCUCGAACGUCCAGAAUCUCUGCCACUUCCCCAUCCGCACCGUCGACUUCGAUCACAAAUCGACGGGACGAGUGGAGAGAGUGAGCCAGAGUUGACGAGUAGUAUCAAAUGUUGUUCAGUCAAAACUUACGAGUGGUUUCGAAACGCUACUAAUUUCGUACCAAUCUUGAUUCAACCGUUCCCGACACAACGGCUGCUACUAUCCCGAUCGAGCGAACCUCGAACGUCCGGAAUCUCUGCCACUUCCCCAUCCGCACCGUCGACUUCGAUCACAAAUCGACGGGACGAGUGGAGAGAGUGAGCCAGAGUUGACGAGUAGUAUCAAAUGUUGUUCAGUCAAAACUUACGAGUGGUUUCGAAACGCUACCAAUUUCGUACCAAUCUUGAUUCAACCGUUCCCGACACAACGGCUGCUACUAUCCCGAUCGAGCGAACCUCGAACGUCCGGAAUCUCUGCCACUUCCCCAUCCGCACCGUCGACUUCGAUCACAAAUCGACGGGACGAGUGGAGAGAGUGAGCCAGAGUUGACGAGUAGUAUCAAAUGUUGUUCAGUCAAAACUUACGAGUGGUUUCGAAACGCUACUAAUUUCGUACCAAUCUUGAUUCAACCGUUCCCGACACAACGGCUGCUACUAUCGCGAUCGAGCGAACCUCGAACGUCCAGAAUCUCUGCCACUUCCCCAUCCGCACCGUCGACUUCGAUCACAAAUCGACGGGACGAGUGGAGAGAGUGAGCCAGAGUUGACGAGUAGUAUCAAAUGUUGUUCAGUCAAAACUUACGAGCGGUUUCGAAACGCUACCAAUUUCGUACCAAUCUUGAUUCAACCAUUCCCGACACAACGGCUGCUACUAUCCCGAUCGAGCGAACCUCGAACGUCCAGAAUCUCUGCCACUUCCCCAUCCGCACCGUCGACUUCGAUCACAAAUCGACGGGACGAGUGGAGAGAGUGAGCCAGAGUUGACGAGUAGUAUCAAAUGUUGUUCAGUCAAAACUUACGAGUGGUUUCGAAACGCUACUAAUUUCGUACCAAUCUUGAUUCAACCGUUCCCGACACAACGGCUGCUACUAUCCCGAUCGAGCGAACCUCGAACGUCCGGAAUCUCUGCCACUUCCCCAUCCGCACCGUCGACUUCGAUCACAAAUCGACGGGACGAGUGGAGAGAGUGAGCCAGAGUUGACGAGUAGUAUCAAAUGUUGUUCAGUCAAAACUUACGAGUGGUUUCGAAACGCUACCAAUUUCGUACCAAUCUUGAUUCAACCGUUCCCGACACAACGGCUGCUACUAUCGCGAUCGAGCGAACCUCGAACGUCCGGAAUCUCUGCCACUUCCCCAUCCGCACCGUCGACUUCGAUCACAAAUCGACGGGACGAGUGGAGAGAGUGAGCCAGAGUUGACGAGUAGUAUCAAAUGUUGUUCAGUCAAAACUUACGAGUGGUUUCGAAACGCUACCAAUUUCGUACCAAUCUUGAUUCAACCGUUCCCGACACAACGGCUGCUACUAUCGCGAUCGAGCGAACCUCGAACGUCCAGAAUCUCUGCCACUUCCCCAUCCGCACCGUCGACUUCGAUCACAAAUCGACGGGACGAGUGGA
Messenger RNA from Nasonia vitripennis (jewel wasp), 3272 nucleotides. RefSeq names its product cytochrome b-like. The record is from RefSeq and is a predicted model, not a curated record. Gene Ontology annotation, biological process: mitochondrial electron transport, ubiquinol to cytochrome c. The transcript has a single exon. Gene Ontology annotation, molecular function: electron transfer activity. NCBI's taxonomy places the organism in Eukaryota, Metazoa, Arthropoda, Insecta, Hymenoptera, Pteromalidae. Gene Ontology annotation, cellular component: membrane.